CGCCCCCCUCCCGUCACAAAAUGCCGUUGGUGACGAGGAACAUCGAGCCUCGCCAUGUGUGCCGCCAGGUGCUCCCCAGCACCAUCCGCAGUGAGCUGGAGUGUGUCACCAACAUCAGCCUCGCCAACAUCAUACGCCAGCUAGGCAGCCUCAGUAAGUAUGCAGAGGAUGUGUUUGGAGAGCUGUUUGUGCACGCGGGGACGUUUGCUAUCAGGGUGAACUCACUGGGUGAGAGAGUGGACCGUCUACAGGUCAAAGUCACCCAGCUCGACCCUAAAGAGGAGGAGGUCUCUCUGCAGGCCAUCACCCAGAAGAAAGCUUUUCAUAGUAAUCUGACUCAGGACCAGCAGUUAUUCUGUAGACCCUCUCUACCACAGCCUGUACAGGAGACUUAUCUGACCUGCAAUCCUCCUCCACCACUCAACAACCUCAGCCAGUACAGGGACGAUGGGAAGGAUGCUCUGAAGUUCUACACCGACCCGUCUUACUUCUUUGAGCUGUGGAAGGAGAAGAUGCUGCAGGACACCAAGGACAUCAUGAAGGAGAGACGCAAACACAGGAAGGAGAAGAAGGACAAUCAAAAUAUGCGGACUCUGAAUCCCAGAAAGAUCAAGACCAGAAAGGAUGAGUGGGAACGACGCAAGAUGGGGGAAGAGUUUGUGGUACCCAAGAAUGACAUGGGAGAAUCUCUUGAGGGUCUGAAUGGCAGUAUUGGUUCAGGAGAAGGCUGUUAUUCCCCUGAUGGUUUAGACCAGAGUACAGGGUCGUACGCCUUCGAUCCCGGCUCCCCCCUCCCUCUACCCGCUCCCGAUGACUUCCUGCCCCCACCACCCCCAGACAUGACGUAUGACGGACAGUACGGAGCACCAUCCCAGAAGCGCACCAGCGUUCUGAGCCCCACACACCCUCCUCCAGCCCCUCCCAUGACCUCUUCUGCUUCCAGUGGCUCCCGGCCCAACCUGGCUCCUCCCCCUGCCCCACCUCCCCCUCCCCUCUGGCUUGGGAUCCCUCCCCCUCCCCCUCUGGAUUUGACUCCUCCCCCUGCUCCCCUCCUCUCUUCUCCUCUGCCUAUCCCUCCUCCCCUGCCCCAACUUCUCCUCUCUCCCAGACCACCAUCUCCACCUCCUCACCCCUCUCUCCCCCAGGGUGGUGGCGCACCUCCUCCUCCUCCUCCCCCGCCUCCUCCAGGCCCUCCUCCCCCUCUUCUGGCCUCCCCACCCUCCUUCUCCAUUGGGGCUCCUCUCAAGCCCACCCAGGUUCAGCCAGAAGCCCCCGCUGACGCUCACAAUGACUUGCUGUCAGCUAUCCGGCAAGGUUUUAACCUUCGUAAAGUGGAGGAACAGAAAGAGCAGGAGAAGAAGGAUAACUAUGGCAACGACGUAGCGGCCAUCUUGUCUCGCCGUAUUGCUGUGGAGUGCAGCGACAGCGAAGAUGACUCCUCGGAGUUGGACGAUGACGAUUGGUCCGAGUGAGGCCUCCUUCACCACCACCACCAUCGUGGUCUUCCUCAGUCCUCCUCAAGAGAGAAUGCAUCAUGUUCUUUUGCCAUUACUUCUUUAUAACCAAUGAUCUGAGGAGUAGAGGGCCAAAGACAAGUGUGUCCUCUUCCACACUUCUGUCUAAGCCAGUCACAUUCCCCCCCGUGUGCCAGUCACAUUCCCCCCCGUGUGCCAGUCACAUUCCCCCCGUGUGCCAGUCACAUUCCCCCCCGUGUGCCAGUCACAUUUCCCCCCGUGUGCCAGUCACAUUCCCCCCCGUGUGCCAGUCACAUUCCCCCCCGUGUGCCAGUCACAUUCCCCCCGUGUGCCAGUCACAUUCC
Molecule: messenger RNA, 1819 nt
Organism: Oncorhynchus nerka (sockeye salmon)
Lineage: Eukaryota; Metazoa; Chordata; Actinopteri; Salmoniformes; Salmonidae
Product: actin-binding protein WASF2-like
Biological process (GO): positive regulation of Arp2/3 complex-mediated actin nucleation; actin cytoskeleton organization
Cellular component (GO): cytoskeleton; SCAR complex; lamellipodium
Molecular function (GO): Arp2/3 complex binding; actin binding; protein kinase A regulatory subunit binding
Source: RefSeq, a predicted model, not a curated record